Messenger RNA from Patella vulgata (common limpet), 3895 nucleotides. Its product is annotated as N-acetylglucosamine-6-phosphate deacetylase. Lineage: Eukaryota; Metazoa; Mollusca; Gastropoda; Patellidae. Gene Ontology annotation, molecular function: N-acetylglucosamine-6-phosphate deacetylase activity. The record is from RefSeq and is a predicted model, not a curated record. The transcript has 10 exons. Gene Ontology annotation, biological process: N-acetylglucosamine catabolic process. The coding region runs from base 188 to 1426 and encodes 412 amino acids.
CUAUAUGGCCUAUCUCUGAGUAUCUCAGUCGAUCAGUAUCUGUGUGACCGCUUUUGUAAAUUGUAACUUUGUAUACUCGAUCAAUAGCAAUAAGUGUGAAACUUUAAAAUUAGAUAGAUAACAACUGAUAAGCUAUAGAAAAACUUACAAUAAUAGAACUACAUUAUAGAAUAAUUAUUUUACCAUCAUGUUUUCAAAUGCUGAAGGAAAACUUUUUCAGUAUAGAAACUGUAGAAUCUUAAAAGAUCAUAAAAUCUAUACAGAAGAUUUGUGGGUUAGAGAUGGUAAAAUAGUAAAUCCAGAAAAAAUUUUCUUUGAAGAAAAAAUCUUAGCUGAUUAUCAGAUUGAUUGUAAGAAUAAAAUCUUAGCUCCUGGUUUUAUAGAAACGCAAAUCAAUGGUGCAUUUGGUGUUGAUUUUUCUCAAGAAGAAACAAUAAUUAAUGGUGGUAUUGGUAAGGUGUGUAACGGACUAUUAGAGCAGGGCAUUACGUCUUUCUGUCCAACAGUUAUAACUUCUCCAUCGCUAGCUUAUAAAAAGAUCUUACCUUUAAUAAAGAAAACUAAAGGUAGUAAAGAUGGUGCUGGUAUUAUAGGUGUUCAUGUUGAGGGACCAUUUAUUAGUAAAGAAAAGAAGGGUGCCCAUCAGGAAGAAUUAAUACAGACAUUUGACAAUGGUUUUAAAGAUCUCAUUGAUAUGUAUGGUGAUUUGUCUAAUAUAGCAAUUAUAACUUUGGCACCAGAAUUACACAAUUCUCAACAAAUAAUCAAAGAAUGUGUAAACAGGGGAAUCAUAGUUUCUUUAGGUCAUUCUAUGGCUAAUCUUGUAACAGGAGAAGAAGCAAUAUGGAAUGGUGCCUCUUACGUUACACAUCUUUUUAAUGCUAUGUUACCUUUUCAUCACCGAGAUCCCCAUUUAGUAGGUUUACUAACGAGCAAUAAAUUACCACCUGAUACACAGAUAUAUUAUGGUAUAAUAGCAGACGGCAUACAUACACAUCCUGCAGCUUUACGUAUUGCACAACGUAUUAACCCUAAAGGUUUGGUAUUAGUGACUGAUGCUAUACAGGCCAUGGGUUUACCUGAAGGUAAGUAUAAGUUUGGCUGUCAACAGAUAGAAAUAAAAGAUAACAGAGCUACUGUAGCUGGUACAAAUACAUUAUGUGGAAGUAUAGUAUCUAUGGAUAAAUGUGUUCGACAGCUUGCCAAAUCUACAGAAUGUGGACAUGUUCUUGCAUUAGAAACAGCAUCUCUCCAUCCAGCGAAAGUUCUUCAAAUAUCAAAUAGUAAAGGAACGUUAGAUUUUGAUACUGAUGCUGAUUUUAUCCUACUGUCUGAAGAUCUCCAUAUUCAAGCGACAUUUAUAGCAGGAGAAUUAGUGUGGCAGCGAUCAGGAGAUGUUAUAUCUGUCAUAACUAGAACGGAUUAAACACUAACCCUAACCCUUGUUAAAUCUAUUUAUAGCUGGGGAAUUAGUGUGGCAGUGAUCUGGAGAUGUUAUAUCUGUCAUAACUAGAACUGAUUAAACCCUAACCCUAACCCUUGUUAAAACUAUUUAUAAAUUGUUACUUAAAGACGAGAAAUGAAUGUGACCCACCAUACCCUACUCUAGUCUAAAAUGAUUGUGUCUUCUUGGAAAUUAUGGGUUGUUAGGUGGCCAAGUUGUCUAAUUCAUGUGCUGUAGAUGAUAUGGCCUGGUCUCCCGAGUUCAAAAAGCAUUAUCAGACUUAAGUUAAAGAUGCAUUAUGGGAGAUUAGAUACAGAGUUGACUGUUCUCGUUAUAAUAGUUAAAAAAUACAAAACGUAAAUAGAAGAUGUUGAAAUUUCAGUCAAAUUGCUCCACUCUGAACUGAGAUAUUAGCGAUUGAAUUUUAAGCCUAGCCUCGAUCAUCAUUACUAAAAUAGUCUCGAUUAUCCAUUUUUGGAUUCCAAUCCAGUGAAAAUCUGACACGUAAGAUGACAUCGAGAGUUGAUUAUGGUUUGGAUGAGUUAAUUAUUGUCUAAUUAAUAGUUUAAUAUCUUUCAUCCAAAAACACAAAACUUUGCACAUAUUUUGUUAUUGAUGUAUUUGAUACAUUAAAACAACAAAAGUUUUAUAAAGGGCUAUAUUUUAGUUAAAAUAAGGUGACAAUUUUGUGUAAAUUCUUAAUUUAAGUCUGAGAAUGCUUUAUGAACUCAGGAUCUGGUAUCGAUACAAGUUUGAACCACACCCAUUCCAUGUAUGACAAUUUAAGGGUUAACAACUCCAUACUUCAUUUCUUGUUAGAAAAAAAGAAAAGAAAAAUGCUUCAUAAAAUUAAUGCAUGGCUUUAUUUGCUCAAACUGAUAUCUUGUAUUAUUGUAUAGUAUUACAUGUAGAUGUUAUUGCUAAUCUCUAUAUAUAUAUUUGAGACUGUCGUUUGUCUGUCUGUCUGUCUGUUCGGGGUUGGCGGCUACACUAGGUCUGCCCCGAGUCUGAAAUUUGGGGUAUAGGGGUAGCUCGGACUGGGGAGUAGCAUAGGCCAGGUGGCGUUAGUCUACCACUUCCGGUUUUGGACUUACGACCCCCGAGCGAAGCCGGGUAUCCUGCUAGUUAUUUAUAUUGUUAAUGGGUAAAACCCAUUCUCGGUAACUGCAGUGUUCUCAUUCCGCUUCAUUCCACUAUACCCUGGGUUCAUCCAUGGGGUAUUCACUUAUUUAAAUUAUCUGCCCUUGAUUGUAGAUUGAUGCUACGAACUAAUCAAAAAACAGUUUACACACCAGUUUUAGCCUCAUUGUUUACGUUCACAACAAUAUGGUGGCUUGUUCACUCGAUUAGAAGAAAAUUUGCAAGAAAUUUAAUAUCAAAGAAGUGACAUACACACAAAAAGGUGUCCUAAAAAAUCUUUUUGAUUGGAACGAUGUUUUUAUGUCGUUCAAAACAGGCAGUGGCAAGUCGUUAUGCUAUCAAGUGUAUUGGUUGAUAAAAACAGCACAAUCAUCAAGGGCAGAUAAUUUGAAUAUGUGUCUUCCCCAUGGAUUAACCCAGGGUAUAGUGGAGUAGAGUGGAAUGAGACCACUGGGGAUACCGAGGACGUAUAUUGUAGACGUAUAUUGUUGUCGCCCCUGUCUGUUUGUCCGCCAGUAUCUCCCAAAGAUCCUGGUUUCUCUCGAUAUUGGCAUGUAUCGGAUCGUAACUUUAUGGAUUAUGUCUCCUGAUUUACGAAAAAUCACAUUUUUUGCUUGUGGACGCUCUGGUGGUCACACUUUUUAUCUGAUUUAUAAAAAACGUUUAAAUAUAUCAAUGUUACACCAUUAUUAUGGUUGAGUUCAAAUUUCGUGAAAAAUCGGACCAAAACUGCCCAUCAAAAUAGCCGCUCCUCGAAUGAAGAUUGUGUAAAAGUAUGUUGUGGACCUGCUAGAGGUCACAAUUUUUAUCCGAUUUUAAUGAAACUAAAAAUAUUUGUUUAAAUCCCAAAGAUCUCAGUCCCUUUCGAUAUUUGCACAUUUCAGACCAUAACUUCUUGGAUUAUGGCCCCUGAUUGUAUGAAAAAUCGCGUUUUAUUUUUAGAUUGUUCUCUAUCCAUCUCUUGCAAAAUGUGGGCGUAUCUUGCCUGGCAACCACUAUUCUUUUAAGUUAUACAACUUUGUAAUGCAAGUACCUUUCUUGGUUAUACUGUUGCUAUCAAUUUCUCCACUCUUCACCCAAAUUCUCCACUUGUCAUAGACAUGCUGAUUGUCACAUUCCGCUUUAUGGUGUUAAACCACAGUCCGCCGUUCACAACACAAUGCUUAGUGUUAUUGAAAGUUACGCUAAACUAGUGAAGUUAAAUUUUCAAAAAAUAAAUUCAAAGAGCUUAUGCUAUAUAUCUUGCCCUAGUAUCAUCUAUUCUUAUAACAUUGCAAUAUUUAUUCGAAAAUAAAAUAUAAAUAAUUAUUA